CCAGUAAUUUUUGAGCGAAUUCAAUGUUUGCUUUAUAUAGAACAACAAGGUAUGAUUACCACCUUUUAAGUAGCAAGCUGCUGAACAGACAAUAUACUACUAUGCAAAUAGUUACACUUCUUAACAGCGUUAUCCUGGUGAACACGCUUUCAAUUGAUCCGUUAAUUAGAGAAUUUGCUCAACGAAGUCAUGCAUCUUCUAUCACGCUACUGCAAUGUAAUAGCUCAGAGUCCGUAGAACUGUUUAGAAUGCUUAGUGCAAACUUUUCCGGAUCAAUCCGGAGCGUAGAACUGGAUCCGAGUAAUUUUGUCGAGCACCAUCAACGUUUGAUGGCAGCUGAACACUUGAGGCUAAGUUUGGUUCUCGAGCUUAACUGUCCACGUGUUGUAGAGGUGAUGAAUGUUUGUUCUGUAAAUGGUUACUUUAACGCAUCCUAUCGAUGGCUUAUGAUCAGCCGAAGUUGUUUAAAAGGUAGUUUAGAUUUGCUGAGUAAGCAGAGUUUGAACAUUGAUACUAGAGUAACGUUGGCCGUACUUGACUCGAGGAAGAAACAGCAUAGUCUUUUUGAAGUUUACGGAACGAUUCAUCGAAGAGGAGGUCAACUAGACGUGAUGCAGGUUGGAAUUUGGAAGGAACGUGAAGGUGUUGUCUGGAACUGUAGCUCAGAGCACUACAGUAUGCGAAGUAAUUUUAAGGGAAUUACACUUUGGACGAGCGUUACAACUAUUGGAAUUCCAAAAAAUCAAUCCCUGCUAGAAUAUUUGCUAUCCUUAGAGCCACCUAGAAAUUACGUAGCCAAUCGACUUGGAUAUCGAGCAAUAUUGCUGUUGAGUGCUCACCUUAACUUCAGCGUUAAAUACAUAAAAACCUCCGAAUGGGGACUCGACAUCAUUGGGACCAACUCGACAAAGGGAGUCAUCGGGCAGUUGCAGCAAAAUAUGGUGGAUUUUUCAACAACUCCCCUAGCGUUGGCCACGGAGCGAUUGGGAUCGUUUGAUCAAACAAUUGAAUUGGUUACAAGAAGGAUUAUAACUUUGUUCCGGCAUCCCAAACUUAGUGGAACGAGAAACAUUUUUCUUCAGCCGUUCCAAAAUUGGCUUUGGUUUGGGGUUUUAGCUACUCUGCUAGUGUCGGCUUGUGUAUUAUUGCUGGCAUUUUAUAAUGAACGCCAUAGAGGAUUGCUUGAAAAUUGUCAUUUUAUUCUUGUAACUAUUGGAUUUUUCUGUCAACAGGGAUAUUCCGGGUCACCAUCAAUUUAUUCAUCAAGAAUCAUAAUGAUAACGGUGUUACUAUUUUGCAUAACAGUUUACCAAUUCUAUUCAUGUUUCAUAAUCGGUGCUUUGCUUGUUUUGCCACCAAAAAACAUUCGUACUCUGGAUCAGUUGCUUGCAAGUAAUCUUAAGAUGUCUAUCGAAGAGGUUGCUUAUAAUCGGGAUUAUUUCAACAGAACAAAAAGACCAAUAAUUUUACAAUUGUAUGAACGGAAGAUCCUUCCGAACGAGUACGGGUUCGUCAACGUAUCACUUGGAACGGCUUUAGUUAAGCAAGGAGGACAUGCUUUCCAUUGCGAUACUUCGUACGUGAACACUUGGAUUAUGGAAACAUUCACGGAUUAUGAAAUUUGUGAACUGCAAGAGAUCGAGCUGUACCCCAUUCGACCGUUGCACAUGGUUCUGCCGAAGGGGAGUCCGCUGAAGGAACCGUUUCGCGUGAGUAUCCGGCUGAUGAUGGAUACCGGCCUGUUGCAGUACUACCGAAGGAGAUUUUUCCUCAAAAGACCGCCCUGUUCGACGGAUAGUUUUUCCACUGUUCAGGUGGGAUUUGGAGAUGUUGCAAGUUUGUAUUUGUUGUUGACAUUUGGGUUGGCGAUGAGUUUUAUCGUGCUGGCAGUCGAAGUGAUUGAAUUUCGCGUUAGAAUGUAUCUGAUUGAUAAGAAAUUACAUAAAUUUGGGUGGAUGGAUUGA
Molecule: messenger RNA, 1964 nt
Organism: Culex pipiens pallens (northern house mosquito)
Lineage: Eukaryota; Metazoa; Arthropoda; Insecta; Diptera; Culicidae
Product: probable glutamate receptor
Exons: 5
Coding region: 24-1964 (646 amino acids)
Source: RefSeq, a predicted model, not a curated record